Molecule: messenger RNA, 1570 nt
Organism: Chenopodium quinoa (quinoa)
Lineage: Eukaryota; Viridiplantae; Streptophyta; Magnoliopsida; Caryophyllales; Amaranthaceae
Product: probable indole-3-pyruvate monooxygenase YUCCA10
Exons: 4
Coding region: 213-1373 (386 amino acids)
Molecular function (GO): flavin adenine dinucleotide binding; NADP binding; N,N-dimethylaniline monooxygenase activity
Source: RefSeq, a predicted model, not a curated record
UUUGAGGCUUUGAAAAAUCUUAUAGCACAAUCCUCUAUAUAAACUCUAGAGAAUCUGCUAGGAUAGUCACACAUACUAUUUAGUCCUACAAUCCCCCUUGAGUCAAAGAAGCACUUACUCAAAGUCCAAUUUCUUCUUAGUUUCAAAACAAAAAAUCAGUCUCUACGUUCUUUCUCACCUCUUUUGCAAAACCCAAAAAAAGAGGAAAAAAAAUGGAAGAAACCACUGUUCUAGUUGUAGGAGCAGGCCCUGCAGGACUUGGAAUUGCGGCAUGCUUAACCAAAAAAUUUAUUCCCUACAUUAUUCUUGAAAAAGAAGAUUGUUGCGCUUCUCUUUGGAAAAAACGCACAUACGAUCGAUGUCAUCUUCACCUAGCAAAAGAAUUUUGUUCAUUACCAUUGAAGCCUCAUACACCACAUGCCAAGAAAUACUUAGGUAAGGAUGAUUUCAUAGAUUACAUUGAUGAAUAUGUUUCUGCUUUUAAUAUAAGGCCUCGAUACUUUAACUCUGUUGAAUCUGCAUCCUUUGAUGAAGCCACGGGAAAAUGGCUAGUUGAAACCAAGAACACCUUACAAAAGGUGACUAUAGUUUUUGUGGCAAGGUUUUUGGUUAUUGCAACAGGUGAAAAUGGCAAAGGUUACGUUCCUGAUAUUCCUGGGUUGAAGGAUUUUAAGGGAGAUGUCUUACACUCUAGUGAAUAUAAGUCUGGUCGUGAGUUUCAAGACAAGAAUGUUUUGGUCGUUGGAUGUGGCAACUCUGGGAUGGAAAUUAGUUAUGAUCUAUGUAAUUCGGGAGCUGACACUUCAAUUGUUAUUAGAAAUCCGGUUCAUGUGGUUACAAGAGAAAUAGUUUUUGUGGGAAUGCACUUGUUGAAAUACUUUAGUUUGUCAAUUGUGGAUCCACUUAUCACUUUUUCUAGCAAAUUAAUGUAUGGAAACUUGUCAAAGUACGGAAUUCAUCGACCAAAUGAAGGCCCUUUUUUCUUGAAGGCAACCAGGGGAAGAAGCCCAGUUAUUGAUGUGGGAACUAUUGAUAAAAUUCAAUCGGGGGAAAUUAAGGUUUUACCAAGGAUUGUUAGUAUUAACAAGAGCAAAGUAAUAUUUGAAGAUAAAGUUGAACUAGAAUUUGAUGCAAUAAUAUUUGCGACUGGAUAUAAAAGCACGACUUGUGAAUGGCUUAAGGAUUAUGAUAGCAUACUAAAAGAUGAUGGGUUUCCAAAGAACCGUUUCCCAAAUCACUGGAAAGGAAAAAAUGGAUCGUACUGCAUCGGAUUAUCAAGAAUGGGACUACAAGGUGUAUCAAAGGAUGCUAUAGUCAUUGCUAAUGAUAUUGAUAUAGUUUUGAAAACUAUGGUAGUCCCAAAAGAAUUUUAAAAAAACUAUGUAUUGCUAGCGUUAAGUUUUGCGGAUGUUAAUUUUGUUUUUUUCCUUUUCCUUAAGGUUUAUGUUAUUGUACUAGCUAUUUUCCUUGAUAAAAAAAAAUGUUGUGCUAUUUACAUUUAGGUUUUACUUUGUGUAGACUUGUUCAUGCUCCUACAGUCCUACUUAUAUAGGGGCAAAUCUAUAUAUGU